Molecule: messenger RNA, 2127 nt
Organism: Aphidius gifuensis
Lineage: Eukaryota; Metazoa; Arthropoda; Insecta; Hymenoptera; Braconidae
Gene: knk
Product: protein Skeletor, isoforms B/C
Source: RefSeq, a predicted model, not a curated record
CAUCCUGAUCUUGCUCAUGUCUACCAGCUUGAAAAUACUGUGGUUUAUUGAAAGUAGACAGUUAAUACAUUUAAACUAUUUAUUUAUUUUCAAGAUCAUUUAAUACCAAGGUGACCUGAAUCAUCAUCACAUCAUCAACAAGAAUCUUUACAAUAAAUUGAUUAUAUUGAUAAUAUAAACAUUCCAACUGGAACUUUCAUUUUAAUAUUAAUAUAAUUUUUAUUAUGAUGAAUCAGGUCGAAUAACGUUGAUGAACGAAAAAAAAUAUUUAAAAUAUUUAAACAAUUUACAAGUGAAAUGUGGUGGAAAGAAUCUGUGAUAUUAGUUUUAUGUUGUUUAACUUUUGUAUUAACGCAAGAUGAUGAAAGUGAACGUAGAGAUUUUCCUGGACAAUGUGUUUCAACAGAAAGUGUUGAUAAAGAUUUAAAUAAUGUUUAUCAAGGUAAAUGUAUAGGAAAAUUUAAUUCUUAUCAUCAUCAAGUAUCUGGUGAAGUUUAUGCUGUUGAUGAAUAUACAUUAUUAUUAAAAAAUUUUAAUUACGAUGGAACAAGUAUUGAUGCAUUUUUUUGGGCUGGUACAUCAAAUCGUCGUGGUUCACAAGGAUUUAUUGUACCCGAUGAAUGGGGCAAAACAAAUGUUUUGGAAAGAUAUCUUAACAAAGAUUUUAUAUUAACACUUCCGGAUAAGAAAAAAAUAACUGAAAUAAGUUGGUUUUCUGUUUAUGAUUUAACAACUCAAAAUACAUUUGCUGAUGUUGAUAUACCAGAAGGUUUUGAACCACCAAAACCCCAAAAAAUUGGACAAUUAUCAAAACGUGGUGAUCAUAGAGUUGAUUCUGAAACAAUAACAAUUGUUGAUUCAAAAACAAUACGUAUUACUGGAUUUAAAUUUGAUGGUCGUGAUUCAAAUACAUAUUUUUGGGUUGGUCUCGGUCCUCAACCAUCAGCAAAAGGUUUUAAAGUACCAGAUGAACAUGGAUAUUUGGAUUCAUUGAGAGAAUAUAAAGGUGAAGAAAUAUCAAUUGAGUUACCAGGUGACAUGACUGUAUUUAGUAUUGAUUGGUUAAGUAUUUAUAAUAUCGAAACAAAAACAAAUUAUGGUUCAAUAUCAAUACAAAAUGAUUUAAAUGUUCCACCAUCUCUUGUUAAAAUAAUAAAACACAAAAGAACAUUACCAAAUUGUGAACAAUUACAUAAAAUAUAUCAAGUUAGUUGGGAAAUAUUUGGACCACAAAUAACAUUUCAAUUAUCUGCUCAAGUUUCUAAUAAUGAAUACAUGGCAUUUGGUAUAUCUGGUUCAUCAGAAAAAAGUCAAAUGGAAGGUGCUGAUGUUACAAUAGCAUAUAUGGAUGGUGCUCGAGGUUUUGCAAAUGAUUAUAAUAUAACAGCAAAAGCACCAUGUGCUAAAACACUUGGACAAUAUAAAGGUGUUUGUAAAGAUGAAUUAGUUGGUGGACAAGAUAGUAAUCAAAUAUUUACUGCAUUUCAAAAAGAUGGUUUACAAGUUAUAACAUAUAGAAGAACAUUAAUAUCAUCUGAUCCUGGUGAUAAAGAAUAUCCAACAGAUCAUUCAGUAUAUUUUAUUUGGGCAAUUGGUAAAUUAGAUGAAAAUAAAGAGCCAAAUUUUCAUGAUAUUUAUUCAAGAUCUGAUUUAAAAUUAAAUUUAAAUCGUACUGAAUCAAGUGAUAUCAGUUACGUCGUGGUUCGUAUAUUAAUUGGUGCCAAUGGAUUAAGUAUUUGCUUACAAAAAAAUCAAGUUAGAUGUAUGAUAGCACAGGUUGAAUUUACAAGAAGAGGAAGACCAAGACCAACUGUUGUUGGUCCAUUAUGUCUUAGUAAACAUGAUGGAAGAGACAGAAGACUUGAUGAUGAUUUUCCAACAUUUAAAAAAUUUAAUAAUACUCUUAUUCAUGUUUGUGAAUCAGGUGAAGGUGGAAAUCUUGAAGUAACACCAAAUUCAAGUUGGCCAGAUACUGUUUAUUAUAAUUCAUUUACACAUGCUAAUGUUGGCUGGAAAAUUCAUGUUGUUGAUGCUUACAUCAAACCAAAACCAAGCAAUGCAAUUAAUAUUAUUAUUAAUAAUAAUAUAAUUAUUAUUACAAUUUUAUUAUUAAGUUAUUAUAUAUAA